Rhodofomes roseus is the source of this 2239-nucleotide messenger RNA. Its product is annotated as Mis12-Mtw1 protein family-domain-containing protein. Gene Ontology annotation, cellular component: MIS12/MIND type complex. Lineage: Eukaryota; Fungi; Basidiomycota; Agaricomycetes; Polyporales; Fomitopsidaceae. Bases 130 to 1863 code for a protein of 577 amino acids. The transcript has 6 exons. The record is from RefSeq and is a predicted model, not a curated record. Gene Ontology annotation, biological process: mitotic sister chromatid segregation; cell division.
GCCGACUCUGUUUGUCUUGCGCCUCCAUCAUCGCGCGCGUCGGCGAACGCGUCCUCCGUCGACCUCGGUCCGAAGACCCUUGGGAACGACUCACCCCGCCCUCAACACGCUCACUGUGGACACAUAUGCAUGUCUCGGGCCGUCGUGGAAGUGCAGAUGAUACCCAGCCAUUCGCAGCCACCAACAUCAAAACGCAAAGUGACCGAUGACAUGAAUCCGUUAGGGAACGCGUCCAAGAAGCAGAAGAAGGAGAAAUCCUCCAAUAAGCGGAAACUUAAUGGCGAAGAACAGCCAGGCGGCCUGGUUAUUGUGCGCGCCCCCUCCGUCCCCAGUGAAACAUUGCAACGACCUCCCUCACGUCAACCAUCGUCUCAACCCCUCCCUGGCGAACCCUCCAAACCACCAGCCAAGAAGUUCCGCGCAGAUGGCACCACCACCACCGCACGCCAGCUCGCGAAGAACAAGGACAGGCAGAUCCAGUCCAGCUCGCGCGCGGACCCCGAAGUCGACGAGGACGUGCGGCAGAUGCAGUCAGAGGCAGACACGCUGCGGCGCAAGUCGCAUGCCGCGGAACAGUCUAUGGGCACCCUCAGCAUACCGAAGACACCCAAUCGACAGCAAGCACCGUAUUCGGAGCGGAGGAUGCGCGACGAGCAUCAACCCAUCCCGGAGCAGGAGACACCGCAGAUCGAGCGGAAUAGGUUCAUGCGGGAGGGAGGGUCGAACCACAGGCGGAAGAGCUCACUCACGCGCGGGAAGCGGAUAAGUUCGAGCUACGAGGCGACGGGUGUCAUAUCUCAACCCCAUACAUCAGUCUCAGACUCGAGCUUCUACAAACACAUCGACGGCGACCUACCGGAGCCUGCACGCGCGCGGCAACUACUCAUCUGGUGUUCGCACCGAGUCAUGAACCAGUUAGAACAACCUGAGGCGUCGUCCUCGAAGCGCCGAGAACCGAAGGACUCUGGGAAGGACCCACCGCCACUGAGCGUGGAGGGCGCACAGCUGCUCAAGCGUGUGCAGGAGAGUGUGAUCAAGAUGCUGGCGGAGAAACUGGUCGACACGAACGUGUACGGUGCGACGGAUGCAGCCGACAGUAGGCCGAAGAAGGAGAACGAGCAGAACGUGAAGAAUCGGGCGCGAGAGAUCCGGUUCAAUGCUCACAACCAGCGCAUGAAGGCGGAGGAGGAUGCGUGGAUAGAGGUCACCAACCACCAUCAUGCGUUUCGUAUGGAGAUCGCUGCGGAACUGGACAAGGCUGCAUCUACCAAAGCCAAGGGCAAGCAAAGAGCCGUACCGGAGGAUGAUUGGGAUAUCGAUUCGAGGGACCUCCCGGAACACUUCAGAGGCAAAGCGGGUGUCGAGCUCGCUCGAAGACUUGUCAACGGUGAAGCGGCGCAGCAGGAUCCAUUGAGCAGUCGACUGGACAGUAUGGAAUACACGAUGGACCACGCGCAUGUUAUGACGAACUCCGCAUUGGAGACGACUCGUAUAGCGGAAACGGAUUUAGAUCGCCGUUUCGCCAUGCUCAACAUAUCACUAGCCUCUCGCUCGCAACCUGCACCCACGUCAUUACCAUCCACAUCCGGAGCCCUGUCGUCCUACCUCCCUCCCAGCCUUUCCCGACCACCACCCACGACCGACCCACAAGACCUUCUCCGUGCGUUGUCCCGUAUCGACGCCGAGCGCCCGCAGAACCAAGUGGGCGACGCAGCACGGCGAGCUGUGAGGGAAGUGCAGCGCGCCACUGAUGCACCCGGUGGAAUGACAGAGCGACGACUUACCGCAGGUGUGGCCCCUCCUACACCACGCAAGCCACCUGGUACACCUCGUCGAGCAACCACACCUGGCAAGGGUCGCUGAGCGCAGCCUUCCCCCUCCAACUAUUCAACCUCUCCAUGGUCGGACUGCGUCGGUUACAUUUCGCCUUCACUUCGAGUCUCGUUUUGUCCUUAGUUCGUUGUUGUCCGCUGUGCUCCAUCUGUUGGCCGAUUUCGUCAUUGUUGCUAUCUGUACACCCUAAAGUCUGAAGCUCAAGCCUUAUACGCCCGCCCCGCAGCGUGUGCGCCUCGGCUCGCUAGGAAACGAGGAGAGGCGGUUAUGUAUUCAUACUAUAUUGGAUAUUGUUCUCCUCUAUAACCUGGACCAUCCGUGCCCUGCUGGGCACAAAGCCACCCUACAUACCUCGUAUUUCUUGGACGUGUAAUAAGCCUCGUAAUGUGUAGUCUUCGACUCGGAA